ACUGAAAUAAAUAUUUAGAUAGAUAAAAUAAAAAUAAAAUAAAAACAAAAUAUAAUAUUUGACAAUAACAUAUCCGUAUUCUGUAAUAAAUAAAUAGAGACAUAUCAAAUAUCACGAACGGUUAAGUUGCGCGGAUUACACAGGUUUGGUGUGGUGGUUUUGUUAAAAUCAACUGUGAUACUUGCGGUAGUUUGCUAGUGAUGUGAUUAUUGAUGAAAAGGAUACGAAGAACAAUUUAUAUUUAUUACUAAGGCAUGGAAGCGGCGAGGUAGUGGAUAGGUAAGGUGCCGGCGCGUAUGGGCAGUCUACCUGAUCUGACGGAGCGUUCGCGUCCGCCGGCCGGCCGCACCGCCGCGCGGACCGUGUCCGACCCGCAUCGGCACCGGACUAUCAUCGCCCAGAUACCAGUGAGCACAAUUUGCAAGAAAGAAUGGCUAUGGAAGAAACCGAAAACACCUCUCAGAGUUGCUGCACCAGCUGUUGUGCCUCGAAGGAGGGAUUCAGCAGCGUCCUCCCUCGGUGCGGCGUCAGUACGGAAACUCCUGGCCAGGCAACCACCAAAAGUGCCAAAACCCAUUGUCAACCGUUUCACUCUUCUGUGCCUCUCAAGCGGCCUCUGUGCGACAGCCUUGUUACCCUUCACUGCAUUCGCUGGCGCCGAAGCUGCUGCUAUGCCCCUUGCUCUGAUGCAUUCUAUAGCUGCCAUUAUAGCACCAUUCUCUCCUCUGAUCCUCCAAAAAGUGGGAGCAAGAAUAGUCAUAACUGUUGCGCAUAUUCUGGUGUUUCUCCUUAUAACAGCGCAUACAGUGGCGACUCCAUUAUCUGUUUUGCUACCUUUGUAUGGGCUAUGUGGUGUAUCGUUGUCACCAAUGUCUCUGGCUCUGACAGCGUCAGCUACAACAUUAGCUCAAGCUGCUGGCGACGAGGUCAGAAGAAAAAUCGCUCUGAGAAGAGCGUUGAGAGCGCUACGUGCAGCACAAGACUUGGGGCUGGUGUUUGGCUCACUUCUUCUCGGCGGCGCUUUAAUGAUAUGGCCGGAAAAUUUAAUGCCGUUAGCGCAAACGUCUGCGGCCCCUACCAAUGUUACUUUACCCCAAUGGCCACCGUCUGAGGAAUACUUUCUAGAGGAUGAUUAUGAGGAGCAAACUUGCGGUGCAUCUGGUUGUCCUAACACCCAGUCUUUAUCUGGCACCGCUUUAACAGCUGAGGGGAGGCGCAUCCUGGUAGCGGUGUGGGCAUCCGUGGCUCUAGCGUCUAUUGGAUUAGGCGUGUACGGUGCCUCAUCCACGCCUGGCCCUCCACCCGAUGCGAGGUCCGUUGUGAAGGACCCCCGAGCGUUGCUUGGGGCCCCAAUGGGCCUCUUUAUUGGGUUACAACAGGGAUUUAUUUAUACCUCAUAUAUUAAGUGGUACGGAGUUUGUGUUGGGGGAUGGAGUUGUGCCUGGAGAGCUCUGUUCGGCGCUGGCUGUUUACAGGCAUUGGCAGCGGCGACUCUUAGCAUGGCAGCGGCGCGGGGCCGGCGCGGUGCGCUGGCGGCGGGCGGGGCGGCGGCGCACGCGUCGCUGAUGCUCGCGCUGCUGCGUUGGCGCGCUGCCCGCACUGACCUGGCGCUGCCCGCCGUCGCCGCCGCCGCCUGGGGCGCUUGUGCCGCCUUGUGGGACGUACUUCAGGCGGGCGCGUGCAUCGGCGGCGCGGGGUGGCGCGGGCCGUGGGCGGCGACGCUGGGCGCGCGGCACGCGGGGCUGGCGGCGGCGUGCGCGGCGCGCCAGCUGCUGUGUGCGCGCGCGCAGCUCGUCGCGCUCGCCGCCGCGCUCUUCACCGCGCUACUCUCACACGCCGCGCUCGAGCUGCGCCUGCGCAGAGGCGAGGCAGGUCGUCACAGGUCCUAGCGAAGAGCCACGGCGACGCAACUCGCCUCAUUAGCGCCCACGUCAGAUGACGCGACAGAGGGGAGCGUCGCCCCUUGUCACAUUAUCAGCUAAUACAUGUAAAUAUGUAUGACGUCAGUAGGACGUCACCUUUGGACAUUGUGGAUUAUAAGUAAAUUAAGAAUAACAGAUAACAUCGUUGACAUAUUGCGAACAAUGCCAAAAUAAGUAUCAUAAAAAUCCAUGUACAUUAUUUUUUAUAUCAUUCCCCAACUUAAAUUUUGUAAUUAGUUGUUAUAAACGCGUCAUGUUAUCAGCUAAUACAUAUAAAUAUUAGGACGUCAAUAAGACGUCAUUUUUGGACAGUGUUGUGUAUAGGUAAUACAAAUGGUUCCGUUAAAAUUUUAUCAAAAUCGACUCAAUAGUUUUUAGUUAAAAUAACUAGUUUUGUCACUUGUUUUUUUAUUGUUUGGAAAACUAAUUUAAUUUCAAUGACAAAACAAUUUUGUUCAUUGAUUGAAAUCUGUUUUGAAAAGUACAACUUGAAAAAAAAAAUAUGCUUAAUACGAGGAAGAUUUUUGUAUAUUUUCAAUAAAUAAAUUUUGGAAAUGUUACUGUGAUGACCUUGGUCAAAUUUUAUUGUUUUAUACUGAACAUAAAGGACAAUUUUAAUUCUAUUAAUUCAUCUAUAUUAAUAAAAUCUAAAAAUUGUUUUUUUUUUUUCUAAUAAACAAAAUUAACUUUUUUUUUUUCUUAUAUGUAUUUUGUUGUUACUAGUAUUAAUCCUGGCGAAAAAUAACCGUUAACUAUAAGAUUUUAAAAGAUCAAUGUCAACAUUUGAAUUCUGCAUUUAAUUGUGUCACAUUCACUUCAGUGAUUGUCGAUCCAUCUCGCUAAUUACUAGGUUAUUUUUUGUUUAAUCUCUACCAUUCAUUAUUGUAUAUUCAUCAUUCUACAUUCAUUACUGAAAAAUGUAAUUUUAAUGUUCACUCAAAUACUUCGUAUUAUAAAAUAAAAAGAAAUAAUUUUGA
Galleria mellonella (greater wax moth) is the source of this 2899-nucleotide messenger RNA. RefSeq lists its product as uncharacterized. The transcript is spliced from 8 exons. Gene Ontology annotation, molecular function: potassium channel regulator activity. Gene Ontology annotation, biological process: regulation of potassium ion transport; regulation of muscle contraction. Bases 297 to 1889 code for a protein of 530 amino acids. The record is from RefSeq and is a predicted model, not a curated record. NCBI's taxonomy places the organism in Eukaryota, Metazoa, Arthropoda, Insecta, Lepidoptera, Pyralidae. Gene Ontology annotation, cellular component: striated muscle dense body; plasma membrane.